Messenger RNA from Capronia epimyces CBS 606.96, 2853 nucleotides. Its product is annotated as phosphatidylinositol 3-kinase. Gene Ontology annotation, molecular function: 1-phosphatidylinositol-3-kinase activity. Gene Ontology annotation, biological process: phosphatidylinositol-3-phosphate biosynthetic process; autophagosome assembly; phosphatidylinositol-mediated signaling. The transcript has 2 exons. NCBI's taxonomy places the organism in Eukaryota, Fungi, Ascomycota, Eurotiomycetes, Chaetothyriales, Herpotrichiellaceae. Gene Ontology annotation, cellular component: phosphatidylinositol 3-kinase complex, class III, type I; peroxisome; phosphatidylinositol 3-kinase complex, class III, type II. The coding region runs from base 1 to 2853 and encodes 950 amino acids. The record is from RefSeq and is a predicted model, not a curated record.
AUGGACACCUACACCUUUGCGACUUCGCGCCAGAUAGACUUCCCUGUGUAUAUAAGAAUAAACACCUUGGAGGGCAAGCAGACACCGGUCCCGUACUCUGUCUUGCUCAAACACCCUGAGAUCCGCCACGUUGGCUCCGUCCAGAGUUCAACUUCAGAGCUUUAUGUGACGGCACAGCUAUGGGCGGAAUCCAAGCCGCUAGGAGUGUCUAUACAGACUCCUCAUAUGUUCUUCAAGAACAGUCGAACUUGGAACAAAUGGCUGGAGCUUCCCGUACUAGUCAAGGACUGCCCAAUCUCGUCACAAAUUGCCAUUACUGUAUGGGAUCUCUCCGCAUGCCCAGCGAAUGGUAGCCUCGACCACACCGUGCCGUAUGGGGGAACUACAAUUACCCUGUUCGACAAUGACGGCGCGCUGAGGAAAGGCCGUCAGAAAUGCAGGGUCUACCGCAACCGGGCUGCCGACGGUCAAAUACCAUCUAGUACACCACAUAUUCCGCGCCCAAAACGGCGCAAGCGCAAUCAAGAGCCAUCCUCUCCUCUUCCUGAGCAGGAGGAGCUUGAGAGGCUGGAACAGCUUUUCAAAAAACACGAAAUGAAUGAAAUUCCGCAGAAUGAUUGGCUCGACCAAUUGGUCUUCCAGAGUGUCGGCAAGAAAGCACGGGAGGUGGAUGAGGCGUCUAGAAAGCGCUCCGCUGUACGCAAGAUCGCAAAACGCAAAGCUGCCCAGAAGAAUGCCACUGGCUCAGGAAAUGGUGCCGCAAACCCCCCAGACAAUUCAGAUGAGGAGAGCGAAUCUGAUGACGAGCUGGACGACGGAGAGCAGUUCACUCUCUACGUCGACUUUCCCCGAUGGGACUUUCCAGUUGUUUUCGAAGAUCAUGAAUACCAGCCCUCAAAAUUGAUGCGGGAGUUCCAGGCAACCGCAUCUGUGUCGGCAAUUGGCAACAAUAAACCCCCGCCAGAAGUUAGGUACGGUCCGGGGAUUGCUGCCGGCAAUUCAAUCGUUGAUGAUGAGGACUAUCCUGUCAUCCAAAUCUUCGACCCUGAACAAUUCCAGAAAGAAAACCCUUGCGAGACGAAACACCGCAGGCUAGUCCGGAGUGACAGGAAUGCAUAUUCUGACGCCGAUCAGAAACCCAACGCUAAACUACGAGACGAACUCAACGAAAUCCUCUCUUACGGGCCCACGCAGGACCUAAGCCCACAAGAGAAGGAUGUUGUCUGGACUUUCCGACGCUAUCUCAGUCGCGACAAACGGGCACUGGUCAAAGUUGUCAAGGCCACCGACUGGAGCAACCCGAGUGAAGUGAGACAGAUGGCUGAUCUGAUUCCGAGAUGGGCCAAAAUCGACAUUGACUCGGCCCUGGAGUUGCUUGGGCCAACAUACGACAGUCCUGUAGUACGGGCUUACGCGGUCGACCGUCUCCGACAAGCUGACGAUGCGGAAUUGCUGUUAUAUCUUCUCCAAUUGGUGCAAGCAUUGAAAUUUGAAAAAUACGACAUCAAGGAGGAGGGACUUCCACCCUCAUCGUUGGCCAGAUUUCUCAUCGAUCGUGCGGCCAAGAAUUUCAUCCUGGGGAAUUAUCUGCACUGGUUUCUGAUGGUGGAGUGCGACGACGAGGGCCCAGAUACAAACGCGGCAAAUCGGAAGUUGUUUGCGAGAGUGGAAUAUCACUUUAUGGUCGAGCUGGAGAAGCGGGAUCCGGAACAACGUAAAACCUUGUUGAGACAAGCCGAGAUGGUUGCGAUCCUGUCGAGGAUCAGUAAAGAAAUCCGGUUCAGCCGGACUAACCGCCUGUCGAAGAUCGAGUCUCUGAAGAAAUACCUGGCCGACCCGAAGAAUGAACUGAUCAAAAUCGACCCCCCGAUUCCACUGUCGCUCGAUCCCGAGAUUGAGGUGAGCGGAGUCUAUCCUGACGAGGCCGGGGUUUUCAAAUCAUCAUUGUCGCCACUCCUCAUCCACUUCAAAGUGGCCAAUUCACCCAGCAAUGCCGCUACAUCGACAUCGACACAGCCAAGGGGCCAAUCUCAAUCCCAAUCCCAAUCCCAGGGGAAGUACCCCAUCAUUUUCAAGACGGGCGACGACCUCCGACAGGAUCAGCUGGUGAUUCAGAUCAUCACGUUGAUGAACAAUCUCUUGCUCAAGGAGAAUCUGGAUCUCAAACUCACUCCGUACCGCAUCCUGGCGACAUCGCCGUCAGCCGGCGCCGUGCAAUUCAUCCCAUCCACCCCGAUUUCGGCCGUGUCGGCCAAAUACAAAGGUUCGGUCCUGGCUUAUCUACGGGCCAACAAUCCCGACAGUUCAGGCCCGUUGGGUGUGCGAAAGGAGACCAUGGACACGUACAUCCGGUCUUGCGCCGGAUACUGCGUCAUCACCUACAUCCUCGGCGUGGGCGAUCGCCAUCUCGACAAUCUCCUGCUGCAGCCGUCCGGGCAUUUCUUCCACAUCGACUUCGGCUUCAUCCUCGGUCGAGACCCCAAGCCGUUCGCUCCGCUGAUCAAGCUGUGCAAAGAGAUGGUGGAAGGUCUGGGCGGCACAACCUCUCCUCAGUAUGCCCAGUUCAAGCAAUACUGCUUCACGGCAUACACGGCGCUGCGCAAGUCCAGCUCCUUGGUUUUGAAUCUGUUCAGCUUGAUGGUGCAAAGCUCGGUGCAGGACAUUCGAUUGGUCGAAGAGCAGAUGGGCACUAUUGGUGGCGCGGUCGGCAAAGUGAGGGAAAGGUUCCAUCUGGACGUGAGCGAGGAAGAGGCUGUUCGCUUGCUGGACCAGGUCUUGGCUGACAGUGUCAACGCCGUGUUUGGAGUCGUCAUUGAUCGAUUGCACGAGUUUGUACAGGGCUGGAGAGCUUGA